UGUAGUCGGGCGAAGAAGCAAAGUAGUGAACCCUAGACGUUGGUGUCCACGAUUUGGAUGCAAACUUGCACCACCAAGUUUCCUUUGACGUAUUUCUAGAAGAUCAUGAUUAUGAAACCUUGUAACUAUCAUAAAUAUUCUGGCUCUUCUAGAAAGUGAGAUUUAAAUUUAGAAUACGCAGUCGUCUUAAACUUCUGGGUGACGUCUUCACACAGCUAUUAAUGCUUAACUCCGAGCAGAACGAUCUAAACACGGAAAAUUUAAUUCACCAGUAAGCAAUUUAAUCGAGGAUUGGGGGCAAAAAAAAAUCUAAAUUCUAGCAGUGAAAAUGAGCAGCCAGAAUUCCACUGCUAUUCCAGUUUCCAUGCCUAGUAUAAAACUGAAGAAAAAACAUAUUCGUGUGAAACAUCAAAAAGUCAAGCUCUUCAGAGCUAGUGAACCAAUUCUUUCAGUAUUUAUGUGGGGUAUUAAUCAUACUAUAAAAGAACUGGUUUAUAUAAAUAUCCCUGUCAUGCUGAUGCCAAAUGAUUUUAAAGCAUACUCCAAAGUUAAAGUUGACAAUCAUCUGUUUAACAAAGAAAACAUGCCCAGUCAUUUUAAAAUCAAGGAAUACUGUCCUCUUGUAUUUCGUAAUCUACGAGAAAGAUUUGCUAUUGAUGAUAGUGAUUAUCGCCAGUCUUUAACAAGAUCACAACCUGUAAUAUCAGACUCACCUGGUCGCAGUGGAGCAAAGUUUUAUAAUUCUAGUGAUGGACUAUUUGUCAUCAAAACAUUGACUAGGGAAGAGGUUGAGCAAAUGCAUUUAUUGCUUAAAGAGUACCACCCCUAUAUUGUUGAGCGACAUGGCAAGACAUUGCUGCCACAGUAUCUCGGCAUGUACCGCCUGACUGUGGAUGGGGUGGAAAACUAUCUAGUCGUCACGAGAAACGUGUUCAGCAACCGUUUGCCCCUACACAGGAAAUACGAUCUUAAAGGGUCGACAGUAGAUCGAGAGGCUUCUGAAAAAGAAAAAGAGAAAGAAUUGCCUACUUUAAAAGACAAUGAUUUUGUCAAAGACGGCACUAAGGUGGUAAUUGGUGAAGAUGCUAGAGAGCGCCUGAUGGAAACCCUUACAGCUGAUGUUGAGUUUCUUAUGAAACUUCAGAUGAUGGACUACUCUUUGCUCCUGGGUGUACAUGAUUGCAAACAAGCGGAACAAGAAAAUAAGGAAAUAUUGGAUCGACCAGAACAAACGGAUUUUGUGCCUGCUGCUGAAGACAGUUAUAAUGAAGAUGAUGAAGAUUCAUGUGGUUCCACAGUAGGAGUAGGGGGAGCUACAGGACCCACUCCGCCGGAUUCUCCUCAAAUGGGACGCGAAAAGGGCAGAGCUGCACGUUCCAUUUCACAGCAAUAUCCCCAUCAGUAUACUGGUAAAAUUAUACCAGAGCUCGAUAUUUACGCCAUCCCGUGCAAAGAAGAUGCACCCAAUCGCGAAAUUUACUUCCUAGCAUUAAUCGACAUUUUGACACAUUAUGGCGUGAAGAAACAAGCCGCAAAAGCAGCCAAAACUGUCAAAUAUGGAUCCCAUGUUGACGGAAUCUCAACCGUCGAGCCCGAUCAGUAUGGUCGCCGUUUUCUAGAUUUUAUGGCUAAAGUUAUUGAAUAGCUUUAUUUUUUGUGGUUUAUUUCUUAGCCAUUGAAAAACGUUGUGUUCCAUUAUUCCUAUUGUGUUGUUCACUUUUUUCUUUUAAAUCUAAUUCUAUCUUCUAAAAUAAUCCGUUAUCUUUUGUUUAUUUCUGCGAAACGCGACCGCGGGCAAAUUUUUGUCUUUACGAUGUUUGAAGGUGGCAUGAAUUCUUUCCAAUUGGAUCAGAAGGCUACGCUAGACCUGCCUAACUUGAGAAACGGUCUGCGUAUUGCUUUUGCAUCAGUCAAUAGAAGUCGCAAGUUGCAUUUUUCGACCUUUUAUCUUUGAGAGCAUAAUAGUCCGCAAAAAACUUUCUGUCGUCAACGUUCAAUUUUCGUUCCUUCUGUAAUUUGUCAGUAGAAACUAAAUGCGUCUGAAUCUGCUUGGAUCUGACUGAUGGCAAAAGUUGUGUGAAAUUUCACGUAGCUGUCCUGUCAAUUUAUACUCAGCUUGUAUAAGAGGGCAAGGUUUGCCUGAUUCUCCUCUUGGUUUUGUAUGUUCCAAAUAAUUUCCGUAGGUUUGUUCACUUCAGUCUCCAACGUGUGUGAUACCGCCGUAUUCUGUCCUAUUUCAUCAUUUUUUGUUGUCUAAAUUGGCACCUCCCUCCAAGCCGGGUUAUGUACUACGGAUAAUGUAACUCGUGAUUGAUGUGUUUCAAUACCAAACCCCAAUAAAAAAUUUUAAAA
Messenger RNA from Daphnia carinata, 2352 nucleotides. It is a transcript of the gene PIP4K, whose product is annotated as phosphatidylinositol 5-phosphate 4-kinase type-2 alpha-like. Gene Ontology annotation, molecular function: phosphatidylinositol kinase activity. Gene Ontology annotation, biological process: phosphatidylinositol metabolic process. The coding region runs from base 329 to 1645 and encodes 438 amino acids. The transcript is spliced from 9 exons. The record is from RefSeq and is a predicted model, not a curated record. NCBI's taxonomy places the organism in Eukaryota, Metazoa, Arthropoda, Branchiopoda, Diplostraca, Daphniidae.